UAUGCCGGGAUUGGACGAGUGUUCUUUAUUUUCGUUAGAGAUUGUUAUCGACAAACUUAAACUAAGUAAUUUAAAAUGUCUUUUUCCAACGGUUGCCUUUCGUCUUUUGGACUUCCCAACACUUUUGAUUAAACAUGUGGAGGAUUCACUUGAUAAACAAAUUAAGGCAAAAAUCAAACGUGAUACUACCUAUAAGAUACCAAACCAAUUCAGCGAAUUGAAGAACAAGGAUGGCUACUUUGUUUUUUCUAAAGGAAAAUCAACCUUGUUUAAAGUAUCUUUAAAUGAGUUAUUGCAUCAUUUAAACAACACACCAUUGUAUAUAAUGAUCAUGGAUUCUUUUGCUGAUAAACCUCGACUCGUAGCUAAUUGUCUUAUACCACUUGAUGUUACCAUGAAUAAUCUAUAUCUUGAAAUUAAGAAAAAUGGAUUAUCUGUGCCUUGUGUGAAAAGUCUCAAGGGAACAUUUAAGAUUUAUAAUCUUAUGGGCAGUGAAAUUGGAGAAAUUCACUUAGCCUAUCGAAUUUCAAGUCUUGGAUUCACUUUAAUGGCUCAUCUACCGGAGAAAACUAUUCACAAAGUUGAAAUGCCCAUUGUUAAAGAAAAUUUAGAGAAAGUCAAUAUAUCAAUUCCCACUAAGGGAGCACAAGAAGAGCUAUUACAAAGGAUUAGAGAGGAUAAAGAAAGGUUUACUCAGACAGACACUGAAAUUCCCGAGAUCAAAGAGCAAUCUACCCAAAUAGAAGAUUUUGUUCCUAGGAUGGAUGCAUUCGUUCAGACAGAAAUGAGAAAGAAAAGAUAUGGAUCUAAGCGAACUGAGAACAUAAUUGAAAAUGAAGCUGAUCAUGAAAGCCAUCUGAUAGUGCCAAAUAUUCUUUGUCCGCCUCCUCUAUUCUAUAAUAGUGAACUAGAAAAAACACCAAAAUUUGAUCAUAGCCUACCUUCUGGAUGCAUACCGGCGUGGUGUGAAUCAGAAACGGAAUCAAUUCGAGAAGAAGAUAGAUAUAGUGACGUUGAUUCUAAAGAAUUUGAUGAAAUGCUAAUAAGACAUAAAGCAAAAGUAAGGAAAGAUGAAGAUAAAAGAGUAACCGUAGUUAAGUCUUAUCCAGGUGAGAAGGUUGUCGUUAUGGAUAAGAGUGAAAAUGAGUCUUUAAAGAAAUUCUUUAAUCGAUUCCCAAUGCUAAAUGAAUUGGUUAGAGAACUUACAUCAUUAAGCAAAUUACAAGGAUCAAAAGAAGGGAAAACUGAAUCUCCGUUCACAGCUCAACCAGAAAAACGGGAUAGCAGACAAUCGUUCAUAGAUCGUCUAUCAACUCCUAAGAAAAGCGUUAGCAUUCAUGACGUAGUUCAGGCUAAGUCGUUUCGUCGUCCUUGUAAAGAAAUAGUCGAAGAAAAAAAAAAAGUAAGGGUUAAACCAUCCGAAAAAGAAAGCGUGCAAAAGAAAAAACGUACUGGUAAGCCCGAAUAUGGCAUGACACAUACGCAGCGUCUUCGUCUGGCUGAAAGAAACCCCAAACUCUUAGAGGCUCUAGAAUGCGAGGAAAGAAAACGACUACUUCAAUUUCAAUCAACUUAUAAAAAAACUAUACCGAUAGAACCAAAAUUGGGGAAAGAGAGGUUUAAAUUACCUGCCGAAAGAAACGAUAUACCUACGCCUCGACCAAGAAAAUCAUCAACAAUGUCAGACAUCAGCUUUCGCAAGCCUAUUCCAACUCCACGCCAGAGUAUUAUUCACAAAAUAGAUACGAGCGAACUUGCCGAGGAAUAUCGCAUAAAAUUAGAGAGGGAGUCAUCAAGUUCAUAUAUGACAGCUACAAGCGAUCCUUAUUCCCAUACAGAAACCUUUUUGCCAACUCAAGAAGACAGCAAAGAAAGAGAGUUUGCAAAUGGACAAAAUGAAGAAGAAUAUUAUUAUACAGAUGAAGGUGACUUUUCUGGUGAAGAAGAAGAAGAAUAUCACUAUAAAGGUGAUAAAGCUGACUUUGGAGCAACAAGAAUUAUAAAACCAGCAAUAUCUUUUGAGCCGAAUUUGGACGAUACUGAAUCAGUCAGAGAAUACUCUCCAAGGAGAAAUGUGAUAAGAAAUUCAGAUGACGAUGACCGUACGAGACUGACAGACAAAACUCAAAAGAGUUUGGAACCAUUAAAGAGUUCAAUAUCUCCAGAAGUUCAAGACGAUAAAACAGAGAGGACUUUGCCACCAACAAGAGCAGUUGUUGGUAACACGCCCACUCCAUCAGAGUCGAGGACACCUUCGCCUAGAUUAGCAAAAUAUCAAGGGGGAUCAGUCGAGAGUUCCGUUGAAGAGUCAAGUGAAUACCGUCCCAAAUCUCCCCGAAGACCUAGAAUUUCAAGACUCGAAAGUGUACAUACAGAAUCUGUAAGCUCAUAUUGCCCCAGUGACGACGAAAUGAGUGAUUUAGACGACGAAAGUCUAGCACUAAACAUAAAGCCUAUUAGUGAACUUAGGCCUAGUGAUCAAGCGAAGAAAAAGCUAGGAUAUACCUGGGGAAAAACUUUACACGAUCUAUCAUCAAGAGACCUACAAAUGGCAGAAGAAACCAAAAAUCGAAUUAAUAAUUCGCAAAUUUUAAAAAUCUUAAAAAAUGUUGGUCCUCAUCAAUGGCCUAUUGUUUUCUCACCGGAGUACAAUAUUAGCUUUUUUGGUAUGGAAAAGGUUCAUCCAUUCGACGCGGGAAAAUGGGGGAGAAUAUUCGAUUUUUUGAAAGAGGCUUCAAUGUUGUCAAAUGAUGAUAUUGUACAACCAUGUGAAGCUAGUGAAAGUGAUUUACUGGUUUACAGACAAUUAGCAAAUGUUCUGUUCAAUGAGGUUGAUAGAGAAAACAUUGUUCGACUAGAACAUAAAUAUUUGUUUGAUAAAGUUGUAGAAAUUCCCCCUGUUGCUUUAGUUCCUAAUUUUAUCGUUCAACGAAAGGUUAUGAAACCACUAAGAUAUCAGACUGCGGGAACUAUUCUGGCUGCUCAAUUAGCAAUCAAGCGUGGUUGGGCGAUAAAUAUCGGCGGGGGAUUUCAUCAUUGUUCACACGAUAAAGGCGGUGGAUUCUGUGCUUAUGCCGAUAUCACAUUAGCAAUCAGAUUCUUACAAUCUACUUUUCCUGAUCAUUGCAAACGAAUCUUAAUUGUCGACCUAGACGCCCAUCAAGGAAACGGUCACGAAAGAGAUUUUUUAAGUGAAGGCGAAUGUGUAAAAAUUUUAGAUGUAUAUAAUCGAAAUAUUUAUCCUUUCGACGGCUAUGCUAAAAGAGGAAUAUCUUGGAAAGUUGAACUUCCUUCUUAUACAAAGGAUGAUACUUACUUAAACAUAAUUGACAAGUACGUGAAAAUUGCCUUGAACAAAUUUCAACCCAAUUUUAUACUAUAUAACGCCGGGACUGACGUUCUAACUGGAGAUCCUCUUGGAUGUCUAGAUAUUACAGCAGAUGGUAUUAUCUCUAGAGAUCAGAUUGUUUUCACGGAAGCUAGAAAGGAAAAUAUUCCUAUAUUAAUGGUCACUAGCGGAGGAUAUCAAAGAUCAACAGCUACUAUAAUUGCGGAGAGUAUAUUAAAUUUACGAAAACUAAACUUAAUUGGCCUAUCAGGUGAAGAGACGCCUCGGCACGAUGAGAAUAUUCAAGCUCAAUUAGGCAAUGAAAAUGCACCAUUAACCGUUUAG
Dimorphilus gyrociliatus is the source of this 3673-nucleotide messenger RNA. NCBI's taxonomy places the organism in Eukaryota, Metazoa, Annelida, Polychaeta, Dinophilidae. The record is from the annotation of a GenBank genome assembly.